Molecule: messenger RNA, 1587 nt
Organism: Pyrgilauda ruficollis (rufous-necked snowfinch)
Lineage: Eukaryota; Metazoa; Chordata; Aves; Passeriformes; Passeridae
Gene: C1QTNF4
Product: C1q and TNF related 4
Exons: 2
Coding region: 73-1176 (367 amino acids)
Molecular function (GO): protein binding
Source: RefSeq, a predicted model, not a curated record
CUCCGCACCGCGCUCCGCACCGCGCUCAGACCCCGCCGCCGGGAGCCGCCGCCGCGGGGCGCAGCAGAUACAAUGAUGACACUGAACAUUCAGAUCAUCUCUGGCCUCCUUUGCUGCAUGACUUUUCUUCCUACAGAUGGCUUCCCAGCAGACACCAGUACUGAAUUUCGCUCUGCUUUCUCUGUGGCCAGAACCAGCAGCAUGGAAGGGAGCUCUGAGAUGGUGAUUACCUUUGACAAAGUGUAUGUGAAUAUUGGCAAUGAUUUUGACCCCAAGACUGGAUUGUUCCGCUGCCGGAUCCCGGGAGCCUACUACUUCUCCUUCACCGUUGGAAAAUACCCCAAGAAAAACUUGUCUGUCAUGCUGAUGAGAAACAAGAAUGAGGUGCAGGUAAUUGUGUAUGACGAACAUCACCGCAAGGAACGCAAGGUGGCCAGCCAGAGUGCCAUGCUGCAGCUUGACUACGGGGACACAGUGUGGCUGCGUUUACAUGGAGAUCCCAAGUACGCUCUUUACAGCAAUGUGGGGCCCUAUACAACUUUCAAUGGCUAUCUGAUCUAUCCAGACACUUCUGCAUUCUUCCAGAAUGCUCUGGACUCUCAAGAGCUCGGGCCACACCCUCACGCAAUUCAGCAACUUCCCAGAGAGCAGAAUGAAGCUUCACAGCGACGCGUGUUGUCUGACCAGCCAAAGAGGGUACAAGACCCUCGCUCUGCAUUUUCUGUUGCCCGCUCACAAAGUCUCUUGGGGACAGAUGAGAAGCAAACCCAGCACGAGCCAAUCACAUUUGAUACAGAGUUCGUGAAUAUUGGAAAAGAUUUCAAUUCCUCCACUGGCAUCUUCACGUGCCGUAUACCUGGUGCAUACUAUUUCUCCUUCACCAUUGGCAAAAUGCCCUUUAAGACUAUGUCAGUGAAACUGAUGAAGAACCACAAUGAGGUGCAGGCCAUGAUCUAUGAUGACAACCACUCCAAGCGGCGGGAGAUGCAGAGCCAGAGCAUCAUGCUGCCUCUGCAAUAUGGGGACACCGUUUGGCUCUACAGCCAUCAGCAUGAUGGCUAUGGUGCCUACAGCAACCACGGCAAGUACAUCACCUUCACAGGCUUCCUCAUCUAUUCAGAGGCUCAGCCAAAGUGGCUGCCAGGUGCCAGCUCACCUCAAGGGUCAAACAAUUAAUUGCAGCUGUGAAAGGAACAUAAGAAGAGCCAAGGUGCCAUGAACUUGGGUACAGCUUCUCUGAAUAUCAUCCUCUACUUUGAGCAUGCUGUCAUGUGUCCAGUGCUUUCCUUAGCUGCACGCUUGUGCCCUGUCUCCAGGGCCGCUGCUGUGUGUGCCAUUCAUCCGUAGAGAGGCCUUUCAGGUUGUAGCUGUGUGUCCCGUGUUGGUGUUUGAUUUAACAUAAAGCAUGAGGUAGUUUUGGGGCAGGGGUGGGGCACUGUAGUGAGAUGCUGAGGAUCAGAGAGCUACUGCAGUCAUGUUACUGCAGAUCUCCAGCAUCCAGAAACAAAAGGGUAUGGUGUCUUUCCUUGUUUAUCCAGGGAGGGAAUAAAUGUAAUGGAAAUGAAUGUAAUAAAAAUACAAAAUAUG